CUCUACACUCUCCUUUCUUCUCCAACCUACGCUUUAGCUGGUCUCUCUCUCUCUCUUUCCUUCUCUCUUAAUUUGAAGAAGCUCAAGCUAAGAAGAAAAUGGCAAAGGAUGUGGAAGUUGCAGAGCCUACAGGAGAGUUCUCAGGAAAAGACUAUCAUGACCCUCCCCCAGCUCCUUUGAUUGAUAUGGAUGAACUUGGCCAAUGGUCUUUUUACAGAGCUCUUAUUGCAGAGUUUAUUGCAACUCUUCUUUUCCUUUAUAUUACAGUAUUGACUGUGAUUGGUUACAAGAGCCAAACUGACCCUAACAAGAAUGCUGAUGCUUGUGGUGGUGUUGGUAUUCUUGGUAUUGCUUGGGCUUUUGGUGGCAUGAUCUUUAUUCUUGUUUACUGCACUGCUGGUAUCUCUGGAGGACACAUUAACCCAGCUGUGACCUUUGGACUGUUCUUGGGACGCAAAGUGUCCCUAAUAAGGGCACUUGGGUACAUGAUAGCACAGUGUUUGGGUGCAAUCUGUGGGUGUGGUUUAGUGAAAGCCUUCCAAAAGGCUUAUUACAAUAGGUAUGGAGGUGGGGCUAAUGAGUUGGCUGAUGGGUAUAACAAGGGCACUGGAUUAGGUGCUGAGAUUAUUGGUACUUUUGUUCUUGUCUACACUGUCUUCUCUGCUACUGAUCCCAAGAGGAAUGCAAGAGAUUCCCAUGUUCCUGUUUUGGCCCCUCUUCCAAUUGGGUUUGCUGUGUUCAUGGUUCACCUUGCCACAAUUCCAAUUACUGGCACUGGCAUCAACCCUGCUAGGAGUUUUGGAGCUGCUGUUAUCUACAACAAAGACAAGGCAUGGGAUGAUCAGUGGAUUUUCUGGGUUGGACCUUUUGUUGGAGCUGCCAUUGCUGCUUUCUAUCACCAGUACAUCCUCAGAGCAGCAGCUAUUAAAGCUCUAGGAUCUUUCAGGAGCAAUGCUUAAUCUAUCAAGCUUUUUUUAAUUUUAUAAUUUAAGAAAAAUAGGUGGUGGUGCUGGUGGUUAAAAAGGAAUAACAAUGGAUGAUGACGAGUGCAAUUAAGUCUGGCUUCAAAGGGUUCCCUUUCACCAAAUUUGUUUUUUCUUUUCCCUUUAGGGUUUUGAGGGAGAAAUUUGGGAAGGCCUAUGGAAUUGUAAAUAAUAAACAUUUGAUGGUCAAGGUUUCUUUUCAAUCUCUGUUGUUUUUGUUAUGAUAUUUGUAUUUUAUGUCCUUUAUGUCUAUCUUUUAAUCCUUAUCUUAUAAUUUUCUAUCUUUUAAAUUAUACAUUAUCCUUUGGGUGUAUUUAUCUUGGUUAAGCAUAUAAUUUAUUACAUGGUUUUGUCU
Messenger RNA from Jatropha curcas, 1338 nucleotides. It is a transcript of the gene PIP2;4, whose product is annotated as plasma membrane intrinsic protein 2;4. Gene Ontology annotation, molecular function: channel activity. The record is from RefSeq and is a predicted model, not a curated record. NCBI's taxonomy places the organism in Eukaryota, Viridiplantae, Streptophyta, Magnoliopsida, Malpighiales, Euphorbiaceae. Gene Ontology annotation, cellular component: membrane. Gene Ontology annotation, biological process: transmembrane transport.